AUGCUGCAGGGGAUGCUAAUUUUGCUCGUCUUAUCCGCCAUCACGAUUCCUACUCAUGGUGGACCAGAAGAAAACGAAGGAGUGAAAUAUGCCGAUCGUUGCGAAGCUUGCAAAAUUCUUGCAACGGAGCUGCAGGGCCGCCUCACCGAAACGGGCCGUUCACACGAUGUUAUCGAGCUGGGGUACUCGGUGGAUGACGUGAAGCCAAAAAAGCGCACCGAAUACCGGCGUAGCGAGCUGCGGUUGCUCGAAUCGAUGGAAAAUGUGUGUGAGCGGAUUCUUCAGUACAACAUUCACAAGGAGCGCAAGGAUAGUACCAGGUUUGCCAAAGGUAUGUCACAGACUUUCCAAACGCUACACGGCCUCGUAGAUAAGGGCGUGAAAGUAGAUCUAGGAAUCCCAUAUGAGCUGUGGGACAAGCCGUCUGCCGAGAUUACCCAAAUGAAAACGCAAUGCGAAACGUUAAUAGAAGGCUACGAGGAUGUUAUUGAAAAGUGGUACUUUGAGAAGCAGGACCAGAAACCAUUGAUAGAAUAUCUGUGUGUCGAUCAUGUGCUCAAGAACAAAAAUCACGAAUGCCUUUACGAGAAACUAGGCGAUACAAAAAACAAUGAAAAGGAAGCAAACGCGAAGGAAGAAUUGUGAAAGCUCUAGUCUACAGUCUGAGAAGAGAAGAGGAAGCAAACUCAUAAAUCCAAUUCGAAUUACAUUAGCUUAAUGAUGAUAACUGCCACCCAAUUUUAAACUAUUCAAUAGCGCUCUCCGAGCAAACUGUGUUCAUGAAAUUAGUCAUCACCAUUGAAUCAGCAAUUUCAUUAGUAUUACCAUCCCUGACCAAAAUUCGUUGUAUAUGCUAUGAUUUCCUUUUAAAGUUGUAGAAUCCUAUGUGUUUUAAUUUUUCAAUAAAUUUUAUACUAU
Anopheles nili is the source of this 918-nucleotide messenger RNA. It is a transcript of the gene CNPYb, whose product is annotated as protein canopy 4. The transcript has 2 exons. Lineage: Eukaryota; Metazoa; Arthropoda; Insecta; Diptera; Culicidae. The coding region runs from base 1 to 645 and encodes 214 amino acids. Gene Ontology annotation, cellular component: endomembrane system. Gene Ontology annotation, molecular function: signaling receptor binding. The record is from RefSeq and is a predicted model, not a curated record.